Molecule: messenger RNA, 480 nt
Organism: Mesocestoides corti
Lineage: Eukaryota; Metazoa; Platyhelminthes; Cestoda; Cyclophyllidea; Mesocestoididae
Source: the annotation of a GenBank genome assembly
AUGACUCAACGACCGACGUCCGACACGUCAGUUACGGUUUCAAGACAACAUCUACCGCAGCAGCAGCAAGAGCAGCAGCAGCAGCAGCGGCGGCUGCUUCAAGAAAUGGCUAUGGCCUACUACGCUCAAAGCUUUCUUCAACAACAACAACAACAACAGCAACAAAAUCUCGCCCAGCAGCUAUAUCUCCAUCAACAUUCCAGUACUUUAGCACCCUCGCAACAGACUCGCGGCGCCUUGCUGACUCGGUCAGUUUUCCCGCAAAUUGAACCCAUGGCCCAUAUUCCACAACAAUUUCUAUCCUUUGUAUGUGCCCUUGGCUUCAACGUGGGUGCUGCCACCUCGGGUGCCAUCGGUGGCGCUGGAUCUGUUUCCCAGGUUGCAUCGGCCAACCCAGAGCACAUGCUGCACAGUCUGCGUCUCUCAGCAGUGCAGGCGGCCUGCUUCGGCGAUACGAUGAUGCACAACUCCCAACAGUGA